Phycodurus eques (leafy seadragon) is the source of this 14873-nucleotide messenger RNA. RefSeq names its product low density lipoprotein receptor-related protein 1Bb (gene lrp1bb). The coding region runs from base 52 to 13932 and encodes 4626 amino acids. The transcript has 91 exons. The record is from RefSeq and is a predicted model, not a curated record. NCBI's taxonomy places the organism in Eukaryota, Metazoa, Chordata, Actinopteri, Syngnathiformes, Syngnathidae. Gene Ontology annotation, molecular function: protein binding; calcium ion binding.
GCCAGGAGCGAGCACCGGGACCGGGGAGACGCGCCGCGGCUCUCCGAAAACAUGUCCGAGUUUUUUCUCCUCACCUUCUUAGCCCUUUUCUCGGGAUUAUUUCCGUGCACCCAGCCGUCGGCAGUCUCGGACGAGCGGAAAGAGGCUGUCAUGUGUGACGUAGGGGAGUUUACCUGUCACGACCAGGAACACUGCGUCCCCGAGGACUGGGUCUGUGAUGGCGAGCCCGAGUGCCCUGAUGACUCGGAUGAAACUAGCGUGACUUGUGCACAGGACGUGGUGAUCAAAUGUCCACUCAAUCACAUACAGUGCAUUGGGACAAAAAAAUGUAUUCAUUUCAACAAACUCUGCAACGGUGCAAGAGACUGUGAGGAUGGCUACGAUGAAGGAGUCCACUGUCGAGAGCUUCUGUCAGCCUGCCAUGAGCUCCGGUGUCGCUACGGCUGCGUCAUGACAAGGAACGGCACCUUCUGUUUCUGUGCUGACGGUUUUGAGGUUGGCGAGGACGGCACGAGCUGCCGAGAUCAUGAUGAAUGUGCCCAGUAUGGCUCAUGCAGCCAAACGUGCAAGAACACCUAUGGGUCUUACAGUUGCAGCUGCGCAGAAGGAUACGUCCUGCAGCCUGACAAGACAUCGUGCAAAGCCAAACAAGAUCCUGGCGACAAGCAUCCUGUGCUUCUCAUGGGUGGAUCAGAUCGUAUUGUCAUUACCCAUCUAAAUGGAACGGGCUUUCUGCCCCUGAGGUCUCUAAGUGUAAAUGGAAGUCUGGCAUUGGAUUUCCAGCACAGUCAGGACAAGGUUUGCUGGGUUCUGUCCAAAGAGUCCUCUGGGCAACUUCGCUGUGCUGAAAUGAGGAAUCUACGCAGACUCACGCGGGAAAAGGAAAUCACAACACAAAAACACUUGCACAAUGCUGAGCACAUAGCUAUCGACUGGCUGACGGGCAACUUCUAUUUUGUUGACCGGGUCACCGACAAGAUAUUUGUGUGUGACCAGAGUGGCGACACUUGUGUGACUCUCCUCCAGCUAGACCUGCUGAAUCCUAAAGGAAUCGCACUGGAUCCUCUCACUGGAAUGAUGUUCUUCACUGACUAUGGGAACAUAGCCAAGGUGGAGCGCUGCAACAUGGAUGGCACCAACAGGACCCGGCUGGUGGAUUAUAAAAUUGAGCAGCCCACAGCUGUGGCAGUGGAUGUGGUCAAAAGGCUGGUGUAUUGGGCAGAUGCCUACCUGGAUUACAUCGAUGUUGUGGAUUACCAAGGCAAAAACCGACACAAUAUCUUCCAGGGAAGCCAGGUGUCAAAUAUUUUUGCAUUAGCUGUGUUUGAGAACUUCCUGUAUGCCACGCAGAGUACCUACUCUGACCCUUCUAGAGGGACUUUCAGUGUGUCGCUGCUGCAAAUCCACAGGUUCAAUGUCACAGCAGAGCUCAAGCCACUUGCAAGUCUGGGAAAUAUGCAAUCCCUCCGUGUUUACCACAAACUCACUCAACCCAAAGUUAAGUCUCAUGCAUGUGAAAUGAAUUCCUAUGGGAAAUUGGGUGGAUGCUCCCAUAUUUGUCUUCUGAGAGGCAGCUACAAGUCCAGAACGUGUCAUUGCCGUGUUGGCUACAGCCUUGGUUCUGAUGGACAAUCCUGCAAAAAGCCCCAAAACAAUCUCUUCCUGUUCUAUGGUAAGGGGCGUCCUGGGGUCAUCCAAGGUUUGGAUAUGAACGUUAAAUCUAGCGAUGAACAUAUGGUGCCAAUUGAAGACCUGGUCAACCCAAGAGCUAUUGACUACCAUGCAGCAUCAGGACAUAUUUACUUUGCUGACACCACCAGUUUCCUCAUUGGAAGGCAAAAUAUUGAUGGAAGCAACAGGGAAACAAUACUUAAUGAUGAACUCGACAAUGUUGAAGGAAUCUCAGUGGACUGGAUUAGUAAUAACUUGUACUGGACCAAUGAUGGAUACAGGAAGACAAUCAGUGUUGCCAGGUUGCAGAGGGCCUCAGAGACAAGGAAAACCCUGUUGGAAGGGAACAUGUCACACCCACGGGCCAUUGUGGUUGACCCUCUAAGCAGUUGGAUGUACUGGACAGACUGGGAAGAGGAUGAGGUCAAUGACAGCAUUGGGAGGAUAGAAAAAGCCUGGAUGGACGGUUCAAACCGCCGCAUAUUUGUCACCACAAACAUGCUGUGGCCCAAUGGCCUGACACUGGACCACAGCUCCAGUAUCAUGUAUUGGUGCGACGCCUAUUAUGAUCACAUUGAAAAGAUUUACCUCAACGGGACCGGACGAAUGGUGGUCUACAAUGGAAAAGAGCUAAACCAUCCUUUUGGAAUAUCCCAUCAUCGUAAUUUUAUCUUUUGGACGGAGUACAUGAACGCGUCAGUCUUCCAGCUGGACUUGUCCACUGGGGAUGUCAAUGUGCUGCGAAGUGAGAGACCGCCGUUAUUUGGCCUGCGAGUUUAUGACGCACAAAGUCAGCAAGGUGACAACGCAUGCAGUUUGAAUUAUGGUGGCUGUGGUACCCUCUGCCUUGCCAUCCCAGGAGGCAGAGUGUGUGCGUGCGCUGACAACCAGGUUAUGGAGAAGAACAAUGUCACCUGUGCAGCAGGCUCCAGAGGUGCUUCUGAAGCACAGCGUUGUAAAAGCGAGGAGUUCCAGUGCCGUAACCAGCGCUGCAUUCAGGCGCUUUGGAAGUGCGACGGAGACGACGACUGUCUCGACGGCAGUGAUGAGGAAAUCCACACGUGCUACAACCACUCGUGUCCACUUGAUCAUUUUAAAUGCAAAAACAACCGCUGUAUUCCAAAAAAAUGGCUUUGUGAUGGGACAAACGACUGCGGGAAUAACGAGGAUGAGGCCAACAUCACAUGCUCAGCCCGGUCCUGUCAGACUGACCAGUACGCUUGCCAGAAUGGCCGAUGCAUACCUCAGGUGUGGCUCUGUGACCGCGAGGAUGACUGCGGUGAUAUGUCUGAUGAAGUAUCGUGCGCUUUUCCCACUUGUGAGAUCCUCACACAGUUCACCUGUUCCAACGGACGAUGCAUCAGUGAGAAGUGGCACUGUGACUCAGACAAUGACUGCGGUGAUGGCAGUGAUGAAGUGGACUGCAUCCAAUCCUGCUCCAACAACCAGUUCCAGUGCGCCAGUGGCCGGUGUAUCCCAGAUCACUGGGCCUGUGAUGGCGAUAAUGACUGUGGAGACUUCAGUGAUGAGAACACGACCUGUAGGGGUCAAUCGGGAGCCCUGCCAUCUGUGAUUGAGUGCAGUGGGGAAGAAUUCCACUGUGUCACAGAUGGGACCUGCAUCCCAGAGCGCUGGAGAUGUGACGGAGAUAAGGAUUGCGAAGACGGCAGCGAAGAGAAAGACUGUGAAGGCACGAAAAGGAUGUGCGACCCUAAGGCCAAGUUUACCUGCAAAGAUACAGGAAAGUGCAUCACAAAGAGCUGGGUGUGUGAUGGUGACAUCGACUGCGAGGACCGUUCGGAUGAGGAGUCCUGUGAGUCGGCCGUAUGCAAGCCGCCAAAGUACCACUGUGCAAACGACACCUCCGUCUGCCUGACACCUGACAAGAUUUGCAACAGCAAAGUGGACUGUGCCGACCGCUCGGAUGAAGGACCUGUUUGCGACAUGUGUCUCGUGGCCCGAGGGGGCUGCAGCCACAUGUGCACCGUGGCACCAGGGAAAGGGGUUGUGUGUUCCUGUCCCCCUGGACUUCACCUGGACACCAGCAACAAGACAUGCGAGGUAGUGGACUACUGCAACCGUCACCUGAAGUGCAGCCAAGUGUGUGAGCAGUACAAGACCACAGUGAAGUGCUCGUGUUAUCCUGGAUGGAGGCUUGACCCCGACGGAGACAGCUGCCACAGCACAGAUCCCUUUGAGGCUUUCAUCAUUUUCUCAAUUCGGCACGAGAUAAGACGAAUAGACCUUCACAAGAGAGACUACAGCCUACUUGUGCCAGGGCUAAGGAAUACCAUUGCGCUGGAUUUCCACUUUAACCGCAGCCUCCUUUACUGGACCGAUGUGGUGGAAGAUAAGAUCUACAGGGGAAGACUAUCUGAGACUGGCGGGGUGACUGGGAUUGAGGUGAUCAUACAACAUGGCCUGGCCACCCCUGAAGGUCUAGCCGUCGACUGGAUUACAGGAAAACUGUACUGGAUCGACAGUAAUCUGGACCAGAUAGAGGUUGCAAAACUUAACGGACAUAUGCGCACCACACUGAUUGCAGGGGGUAUGGAGCAUCCACGGGCCAUCGCUCUUGACCCAGGGCAAGGCAUUCUCUUCUGGACUGACUGGGAUGCUACGUUCCCCCGAAUUGAGGCUGCAUCAAUGAGUGGACAUGGUCGCCACAUUGUGUUUAAAGAUAUGGAAAUUGGAGCCUGGCCCAACGGACUGACACUGGAUCACCUGGAAAAGAGGAUUAUUUGGACCGAUGCACGCUCAGACGCCAUUUUCUCAGCACUCUACGAUGGUAGCGGCGUCAUCGAGAUCCUCAAAGGCCACGAAUACCUGUCCCAUCCUUUCGCUGUGUCUCUCUUCGGAGGAAAUGUCUACUGGACAGACUGGAGGACUAACACUUUGACAAGAGCAAAUAAGUGGACGGGACAAAAUGUCACCGUCAUCCAGAAGACAAGUGCUCAGCCUUUUGACCUGCAGAUCUUCCAUUCCAGUAGGCAACCACAAGCCUCCAAUCCUUGUGACGAGAAUGAUGGGCGCGGUCCCUGCUCACAUCUGUGUCUCAUCAAUUACAACUCCACUGCAUCCUGUACCUGUCCACACCUUAUGAAGCUCUCGCCCGACAAACAAUCCUGCUUUGCUUUGACAAGGUACCUCCUAUACGUACGUCGGUCGGAAAUCCGAGGUGUGGAUGUUGACAACCCUUACAUGAACGUCAUGACAGCACUAACGGUGCCAGACAUUGACGAUGUCACCGUAGUGGACUAUGAUGCAGAGGAGGAAAGGAUCUAUUGGGCUGAUAUUAAAACCCAAACUAUCAAACGGGCUUUCAUCAAUGGCACCCAGCUUGAGACCAUCAUUUCUUCAGAUAUCGUGAACUGCCGUGGCCUGGCUUUGGACUGGCUUUCCAGGAACUUAUAUUGGCUUAGCUCCGAGAACGACGAGUCACAAAUCAAUGUUGCUCGGUUUGAUGGGUCCCUGAAGACUUCCGUCAUCCACGGCAUCGAUAAACCAAGAUGCCUUGUAGUGCACCCUGUCAAGGGGAAAAUCUAUUGGACAGAUGGCAACACCAUUAACAUGGCCAACAUGGACGGAAGUAACAGCAAGGUCCUCCACCAGAACCAGAGGGAACCUGUCGGUCUCACGGUAGACUACGCGGCAAACAAACUAUACUGGAUUAGUUCGGCCAAUAACACAAUCAACAGGUGCAAUCUGGACGGAAAUGGGCUUGAGGUGCUGGAAACUCUGAAGAUGGUGCUUGCUAAAGGCACUGCUCUUGCUGUGAUGGGCAGUAAACUGUGGUGGGCAGAUGAUGACUCUGCACAGCUGGGAACUGUCAACAAGAGGGAUGGCCGGAACUUGGUCAAUCUGAGAAACAAGACUGCUGGGGUAGUUCACAUGAAGGUGUAUGACCGGGAAGGUCAGAAAGGAAGAAACCUUUGCCAAAUAAACAACGGCGGAUGUUCGCAGCUCUGUUUUCCGACUUCUGAGAGCACCCGCAGCUGCUCUUGCACUGUUGGAUACAACCUCAGGAGCGAUCGCAUGUCCUGUGAGGGUAUGGAUUCAUUUCUGAUGUAUUCCAUCCAUGAGGGUAUAAGAGGGAUAUCUCUGGACCCAAAUGACAAUACUGAAGCCCUCAUGCCUAUCACAGGGACACUUUUUGCUGUGGGGGUGGACUUUCAUGCAGGGAAUGACACUGUAUACUGGACAGACAUGGGCCUGAACAGAAUAUCCCGGGCCAAACGCGAUCAGACCUGGAGGGAAGACAUCGUUACUUCCGGCAUUAGCAGGGUGGAAGGCAUUGCUGUAGACUGGAUGGCUGGGAACCUUUACUGGACAGACCAUGGUUUUAAUCUUAUAGAAAUAUCUCGUUUGAAUGGCGCGUACCGCUCGGUGGUCAUAUCAGAAGGACUGGAUCAGCCCAGAGGCAUCGCUGUCCACCCACAGAAGGGGUAUCUCUUCUGGACUGAGUGGAGCCAGAACCCAUGUAUUGGCCGCUCCCGCUUGGAUGGUUCAGACCAAGUCACCUUGGUCAACUCAGGCAUUAUGUGGCCCAAUGGGAUUUCUAUAGACUAUGAGGAAAAUACAUUAUACUGGUGUGACGCCCGUACAGAUAAGAUUGAGAGGAUCAACCUUGAGACAGGUGAGAGCCGGGAGAUAGUACUGUCUUCGGCCAAUGUAGACCUGUUCUCGGUGGCUGUGUUUGGGCCUUACAUCUACUGGGCUGACAGGGCCUUUUCGAAUGGUUCAAUCCGACGAGGCUUGAAGACUGACAGCAGUGAGGCCGUGACAAUGAGGAGUGGCCUCGGGGUCAAUUUGAAGGGUGUGACAGUCUUCACUAGAGGCAGACAGAAAGGUUCGAACCCAUGUGCCAGGAACAAUGCUGGUUGUCGACAGCUUUGCUUUCACGUUGGGAGCGGACGUCGAACCUGUUCCUGUGCCCACGGCCGCUUAUCAGAGAAUGGCUUUUCUUGCGAACGGUAUGAAGGUUAUCUGCUCUACUCUGAGAGGACGACUCUGAAAAGCAUUCACCUCUCGGAUGAGAAUGACCUCAACUCACCGGUCCAGCCUUUUGAAAACCCUGCUCUUUUCAAGAAUGUCAUAGCCUUGGCCUUUGACUACAGUCAGAAUACAGUUGGCACCAAUCGCAUCUUUUUCAGUGAUGUUCACUUUGGAAACAUCCAGAUGAUCAAUGACAACUGGAAAGGAAGCUCUAUUAUUGCAGAAAGCGUGGGUUCGGUUGAGGGCCUGGCCUACCACCGAGCUUGGGACAUGCUGUAUUGGACCAGCUCCACGACCUCCACAAUCACCAGACAAACCAUUGAGCAGAGAGGAGUUGGUGUUCUUAGCCGGGAGGCUGUAGUUACUCUUUCGGAGGAAGAUCACCCACACGUCUUGGCCCUGGAUGAGUGUCAAAACCUGAUGUUUUGGACCAACUGGAAUGAGCAGAGACCCAGCAUCAUGAGGGCCACCUUAUCAGGCAAGAACAUGAGGAUUAUCAUCGGUACUGAUAUCCUCACACCCAAUGGACUGACGAUUGAUCACAGAGCGGAGAAGCUCUAUUUUUCCGACAGAGGCCUUGGCAAGAUUGAGAGAUGUGAUUUCGAUGGAUCCGGCAGAUAUGUCAUUGUGAAGUCAGGUCAAGGAAACCUCUAUGGACUGGCCAUCUAUGCAGAUUUCAUCUACUGGUCAGACUGGGCUCGCAGGUCAGUGCUGCGGUCCAACAAAUAUACGGGCGGUGAUGUCAAGGUGCUUCGAGCAGACAUACCCCAUCAGCCCAUGGGAAUUAUUGCUGUUGCCAGGGAUACAAACAACUGUGAGCUAUCACCGUGUCAACAUAUGAACGGAGGCUGCGGUGACCUCUGUCUCCUGACCGCCCAAGGGAGGGUCAAUUGCACCUGCCGUGGAGAACGCGUCCUCCUAGAUGACAACAGAUGUGUGUCAAAGAAAUCAUCUUGCAACAUCCACAGCGAGUUUGAGUGUGGGAAUGGAGAGUGCAUUAGCUACGAGCUUACCUGUGAUGGAAUCGCACACUGCAAAGAUAAAUCUGAUGAAAAGAUGCAGUACUGUGACAACAGGAACUGCCGUAAGGGUUUCAAGUCCUGCUACAACCAACGCUGUGUGGCCAACAGUCACUUCUGUGAUGGGAUAGAUGACUGUGGGGAUAACUCUGAUGAAGCUUUCUGUGCCAAUGUCACAUGUGGCUCAUCAGAAUUACCCUGCAAGGAUGGGAGCUGUGUACCCGGCACAUCCUGGUGUAACCAGGUCAUUGACUGCGCUGAUGCCUCAGAUGAAAAAAACUGCAACCACACCGACUGCUCUCACUUUUACAAGCUGGGGGUGAAAGGGAAAGAUUUCAUCAGGUGCAAUUCAACUUCACUGUGCAUCCACCCCUUGUGGAUCUGUGAUGGUGCCAAUGAUUGUGGAGAUUACGGUGAUGAGGCCAACUGCCAGCUUUCCCAUGGUCAGAAGUGCGAGGAAGGCCACUUUUCAUGUCCCAGUGGGAACUGCAUCUCCAGUGUUUGGCUUUGUGAUGGUCAGAAAGACUGCGAAGAUGGCGCGGAUGAAUUCCAGUGUGACUCGUCGUGCUUGUGGAACCAGUUUGCCUGCUCCAAGAAUAAGUGCAUUGCCAAACAAUGGCUGUGUGACGGCGAGAACGACUGCGAUGACGGCCUUGACGAGAGCGUGCAGAUCUGCGGCUCAGUGACAUGUGCUCCAGGGUUGUUCAGCUGCCCAGGCUCGUAUGCUUGUGUUCCAAAACGCUGGCUCUGUGAUGGUGAAAGAGACUGCCCUGAUGGGAGUGAUGAACUUUCUGCAGCUGGCUGUGCACCCAACAACACGUGCGAUGACAGCUCCUUUCACUGCCACAACAAAGCCUGCAUCCCCCAGCGAUUCGUCUGUGACCACGAUGAUGACUGCGGAGAUGGAUCCGACGAGUCUGUGGAAUGUGUCUAUCGCUCAUGUGCAUCAGGAGAGUUUCGCUGUGGGGAUGGCCGCUGUCUUCUCAGUGCACAGUGGGAGUGUGAUGGCUACGCAGACUGUCCCGACCACUCGGAUGAACUGCCUCUGAACCUCAAAUGUCUGGCCGCAGGAAGUUUAUGCAAUGGCUCCUUCUUCAUGUGCUCCAAUGGACGCUGUAUUUCUGAGGGCAAUCUGUGUGACGGUAGAGAUGACUGCGGCGACCAGUCAGAUGAGAGGAAUUGCAAUUUGAAUGAGUGCUUGAAUCGACGUGUAAGCAGGUGCACACAGGACUGCCAGGAUCUUCCUGUUGGAUACAAGUGUAAAUGCUGGCCCGGUUUCCACUUGAAGGAUGAUGGGAGGACAUGUGUGGAUGUUGAUGAAUGCUCCACGAUCCUCCCCUGUAGCCAGCGCUGCAUCAACACCUACGGCUCCUACAAAUGCUUGUGUGUGGAUGGUUAUGAAGCCCUGGAGCGCAACUCUAAUGUUUGCAAGGCUGCAUCAGCUGAAGAGCCUUUUCUUAUCAUGGCCGACCACCAUGAGAUUCGUAAACUGAGUGUAGAUGGCUCGAAUUAUACAAUCUUGAAACAGGGCCUUAACAACAUCAUCCACAUAGACUUUGACUACAAAAAGGAAUUCAUCUAUUGGGUUGACUCAACCCGGCCCAGUGGGAGGAAGAUCAACAGGAUGCGGCUGAAUGGGAGCGAUCUCAAGAUUGUCCACAAAACAGCAGUUCCCAGCGCCUUAGCGGUGGACUGGAUCGGAAAGAAUCUUUAUUGGUGUGAUGCUGAAAAGAAAACACUGGAGGUGUCCAAAGCCAAUGGUCUCUAUCCUACUGUGCUGAUCAGCUCAGGCCUCAAGAACCCCACAGAUCUAGUACUGGACCCACAAACAGGGUAUGUAUUCUGGGUAGACUGUUGUGGACCGCCACACAUUGGACGCAUCGGCAUGGAUGGUCAUGGGCAAAGGAUAAUCAUCGACAAGGAGAUAUAUAGUCCCACUGCUCUGGCCAUUGAUUAUACCAACAAGAGGGUGUAUUGGGCAGAUGACAACCAUAUCCUUUUCGCAAAUAUGGAUGGCUCCCAGAGACACAAAGUGUCCUAUGAUCACAUCCAAGGGGUAAUGGCACUGACCUUGUUUGAGGACUUCAUCUACUGGACGGAUGGCAAAUCCAAAUCACUACGGCGAGUUCACAAGACGACGGGCGCUCAAGGGCUGGAGCUCCUCAACUCUUGGCAGGCCAUCAAAUCCAUCAAGGUCUACCACUCUCUGCGCCAGCCUGAAGUGCCCAAGCACCAGUGUCAGAUUGCAAACGGAGGUUGCAGCCACCUGUGUCUGCUGUCACUUGGUGGGGAACACAAAUGUGCCUGCCCCAGUAAUUUCUACCUAGCUGCUGACAAUAAGACCUGUCUCUCCAACUGCACCUCCAGUCAGUUUCGCUGUGGCACAGAUGAGUGCAUCCCUUUCUGGUGGAAAUGUGACACAGUAGAUGACUGUGGGGAUGGAUCUGAUGAACCUGCAGAUUGCCCGGAAUUCAAAUGCCAGCCGGGACGUUUUCAGUGUGGCACUGGUCUCUGCGCACUCCCUCCUUUCAUCUGUGAUGGAGAAAAUGACUGUGGUGACAACUCGGAUGAAGCUAACUGCGAGACAUACAUCUGCCUUUCAGGCCAGUUCAAGUGCACCAGGAAACAGAAAUGCAUUCCUCUAAAUCUGCGCUGCAAUGGUCAAGAUGACUGCGGUGAUGGAGAAGACGAGACGGACUGCCCGGAGAGCACAUGCUCCUCUGACCAGUUCCAGUGCAAGGCCUCUAUGCACUGCAUCUCCAAGCUCUGGGUCUGUGAUGAGGACCCCGACUGCGCCGACGGGUCAGACGAGGCUAAUUGCGAUGAAAAGACGUGCGGACCUCAUGAAUUCCGCUGUGAGAAUAACAACUGCAUCCCGGACCACUGGAGGUGUGACAGCCAAAAUGACUGCGGAGACAACUCAGAUGAGCAGAACUGCACACCAGUCACAUGUAACCACAAAGACUUUGCCUGUGCAAAUGGAGACUGCAUAUCCUCCCGAUUCCGCUGUGAUGGGGACUACGACUGCUUGGAUAAUUCAGAUGAGAAAGGCUGCGAGGCACACUGUGCCGAUGACCAAUUUCGGUGUCACAAUAACCUCUGCAUCUCCAAAAAGUGGCUGUGUGACGGCCAAGAAGAUUGUAAGAUUGGAGAGGAUGAGAGAAACUGCCAGGGAACAGUUGCCCCCUCAUGUUCCGUGAACGAGUAUGUGUGCGACAGUGGAGGGUGUGUGUCAGCCAGUCUGCGUUGUGAUGGACAUGACAACUGCCUGGAUGGCUCAGAUGAGACUGGCUGCGUGAAAGAGUGCAGAGAAGAUGAGUUUCUGUGCCUGAAUCGCGCACACUGUAUCCCUCGACGCUGGCGUUGCGAUGGCGUUAUGGACUGCAUGGAUCACAGUGAUGAGGAAAACUGCAGCCAGGGUGCUUUCUUUUGCCGGGCUGAUGAAUUCAUUUGUAAUAACACCUUGUGCAAACUUCACACGUGGAUAUGUGACGGCAAGGAUGACUGCGGAGACAAUUCUGAUGAAGACACAGGCAUGUGCGAAAAACUUCCUUGCCCUCCUACGAGGCUAUUCCGCUGCAGAAAUAAUCAUGUUUGCCUGCGCGCCGACCAAGUCUGCAAUAAAGUGGAUGACUGUGGCGACAGCUCGGAUGAAGAAGAGUGUGCAGAGGUGGUGGCUGGAAGACCUCGACCUUGCGGGAAGACCGAGUUCACCUGCAGUAACCGACGCUGUAUCGCCAUCCAGUUGCAGUGCGACCUCUUCAACGACUGCGGCGAUUUUGGCUCGGAUGAGCAGGACUGCAAAGCCUUCUCCAGCGGUGAUGUAUGUGGCAAGAAAACAAAUCCAUGCGGAGAGGACGCCAUCUGCAAUCAGACAAACACAAACGCAGUAUGCCAGUGCAAACCAGGAUUCAAGAGGAACCAGAAGUCAGGCCAGUGUGACGAGACAAACGAGUGUCUACAGUUUGAUACAUGCCCUCAUUACUGCACAAACACUAAAGGAUCCUUCAAGUGCACAUGUGACAGAAAUUAUAAGGAGAUCGAUGGAAACUGCAUAGCAAAAGGACCAGAGGAUCGAGUGCUCUACAUCGCUAAUGACACUGAAAUCCAAAGUUUUGCGUAUCCAUUUAAUCAGACCUAUGGACACAAAGUGCUCGCACAAAUUGAGGACAAUGCACGGAUUAUUGGCAUGGAUGCUUUGUUUCACCACCAGAAGUUUAUCUGGGCUACCCAAUUCAACCCUGGAGGAAUAUUCUACAAAGAAAGUGUGGAAAGAAGUCAAAGUAAAAAAAAUAUCCGAAAUAUUUGUGCAGACUUUCGACGACCCCGAGACAUUUCCGCCGACUGGAUCACCGGGAAUAUCUAUUGGACCGAUCAUUCACGGAUGCACUGGUUCAGCUAUUACACGGCGCACUGGACUAAAUUACGAUAUUCCAUAAAUGUCGGACAACUCAAGGGACCAAAUUGCACACGCUUAAUUACCGACAUCGCAGGAGAGCCUUACGCCAUUGCUGUCAACCCGGGGCGAGGGAUGAUGUACUGGAGUGUAGUUGGCGAUCACUCGCAUAUAGAAGAAUCUGCCAUGGAUGGUUCUUUACGCAGAGUGCUUUUGGAGAAGAACCUCAGGAGACCAACUGGGCUCACUAUUGAUUAUUUCAAUCAACGUUUGUACUGGGCUGAUCCCGAGCUUUCGCUGAUUGGCAGCGUGAGACUGGAUGGUUCCGACCCGCUAAUCGCGAUCAAUGAGAGACAUGGUAUCUUCCAACCAUAUAGAAUUGAUUUAUUUGAAGAUUACAUCUAUGGAACUGGACUCAAACAUGAGGUCUUCAAGAUUCACAAGUUUGCCAAACAGUCUGUGGAGUUUUUCAACUUGGGUGUGGAGAAACCCACCAAUGUUUUGAUCUCCCACCGAUUCAAACACCAAGAGGCGUCAAAUCCAUGCCUGAGGAUGUCUUGUGAUUUCAUGUGUUUACUCAACCCAACUGGUGCCAGAUGUACCUGUCCGGAGGGCAAAAUACUGAUCAAUGGCAGCUGUAGUGAUGUCAACACUUCAGGUGAACUGUGUCGUCCCCCCUGUGAGAACGGAGGCCGUUGCUUGGCCAAUGAGAAAGGAGACUGGAGGUGUUACUGCUGGCCUGAUUUCUCGGGUGAACGCUGCGAGGUCAACCACUGCACAGACUAUUGCCUAAAUGGAGGCACCUGCAUGGGCUCACCCCUGGGUAAACCGACUUGCCACUGUCCUCUGGGCUUCUCAGGGCCAUUCUGCGAGAGGAGGAUAUGCAACAACUACUGUUUGAACGGUGGAACAUGUGACGUCACUCAGGGGAACCAGCCAGUGUGCCGGUGUUUGUCAGAGUACACAGGAGAGCGGUGUCUAUACCAUAUUUGUCACCACUAUUGCGUGAACUCCAAGGCGUGCACGCUUUCCAGUAGCGGCUACGUGGAGUGCGUGUGUCCUGCCAGGUUCGAGGGAAACAAGUGUGAGGUGGACAAGUGUCUUCGGUGCCAUGGCGCGCCGUGCCUCAUUAGCGAGGUGACAGCAGAUGUGGUUUGCAAUUGCACAAAUGGGCGAAUUGCACCAAGCUGUCAACUGUGUGAUGGAUAUUGCUACAAUGGAGGCACUUGUCACCUGGACCCCGACACCAACCUUCCUUUCUGUCAGUGCUCUAGCAACUGGGCUGGAACUCAGUGUGAGAGACCCGCACCCAAAAGCAGCAGAUCAGACAAUACCAGUGGAGGGAGCAUCGCUAUCAUUGUGCCUCUGGUCCUGCUGGUCAUCUUGAUCGUGAUGGUGGUUGCGGUUAUUUACAUCUGCAGACGGAAGCAAAGGGGGAAACGUGUCCAAAGGCAGCCCAUGUCCAACGGAGGGAUGAACGUAGAGAUCGGGAACCCGUCGUACAACAUGUAUGAAGUGGACCACGACAACCAUGCCGAUGCAGGCAGCCUGCUGCGACCCAGCUUCACGCUGGACCCUCAUAAGGGCUGGUGUGUAAAUUCCAGUGACGCUCGCGCCUUGGGUAUCAAUUCGGUGCCCAAGGAGGUAAUUCCUGGACAGGUGAAUUUUUCAAACCUCACUAUGAGUUUGCCUGAUAAGGACAUGAACCAUCGUUGUAUAGAAUCCCUUGAAUUACGCCAACCCAGUGUAUGCAAAGAUGUAUAUGGACGGACAAAACUGUCACAAGGCGAUCGUCAGUAUCGACGAGAGAAGAGAGCUACUCCCAAAGAAAUUCGAGGGGAUUAUUCAUGAAACCGCCGCAUAGCUUACGUGACUCUUUGUACUUUUUUUUUUUUUUUUAACACACUAUUCGAAGGCGGUAAAACAAUUUUCUACGAGGCUUUUAGGUUUUCCUGACGUCGCAUCAGCAUUACGUGCUCGGUGUAAUUUGGAGCGCUAUUUUCAUGUUGCUUUCUAAUCUCUGUAAAAUUUAGGUUACGCAGCUCUGUACUGAAUGACACUCAAGCCUCUGAAGUGCAAAAAAAAAAAUGUAUUCACACCACAUCAUUAUUACUCACGGUUACAAGUGUACGAAUCUGUACCAUUUGAUGAUCAAAUACUGUAAGUGGAACACAAAGGCUGAUUAAUGCUUUUUCUGACCGAUUAUAAGUAAUGUUAAUGUUUUGGGGAAUUUGUUAGUUGGUUCUUGUUUAACAUUCUAAUUCAACCACAAAACCUUUUAGUGUUAACACAUCUCAUCUUUAUCUGGUGGUUCUUUCUGCUUGGAUUUCCAGUAAAGGCCAUACAGUGUUUUAAAUUGUCUUUGCCACUCCCGUGGACUUGAAGGGUCAUCGACCACAUCACGACAAUUAUACAGUAUGCUGUAGAAUAAUGACGUUUCUUCUGUUUCAAGAGACUGAAGCCCACCUUGAAUGUUCUCCGAUCAGAUCCCAUACUGUACGCUGAGAGGACAAAUGCUGAAUCUCAUAUUUUUCUAAAUCUCAUGGAUCAACAGGAUCACUAAAUACGUACACAGACGGAGUUUUACCACAAGGUUAGUCAAAGCAAGGCGUAUCAUAGAUCACAUCUCUUACUUUCCAAAAGCAGGAGGAUAAAUAUAAAGACUUUUUUAUAAUUUUAUAUUUGAUUUGUAUGUGGUUUGACUGCUAUGUACUUUGACAAAAUGUAUUAAAUGUAACUUUUUUAUAUAUAAAAUGUAAAUCAAUAUUGAAUAAAGGGGGUUUAUUUCCAUG